This is a messenger RNA of Drosophila novamexicana, 2618 nucleotides long. RefSeq names its product uridine-cytidine kinase-like 1. Gene Ontology annotation, molecular function: kinase activity; ATP binding. The coding region runs from base 1057 to 2535 and encodes 492 amino acids. NCBI's taxonomy places the organism in Eukaryota, Metazoa, Arthropoda, Insecta, Diptera, Drosophilidae. Gene Ontology annotation, cellular component: cytoplasm. The transcript is spliced from 8 exons. The record is from RefSeq and is a predicted model, not a curated record.
UUUGGUGUAUGCCAGCAAUGUGUGUCUGAAAUAAUUUGCCAUGAAUGCAAUUCUUUGUUUUUGUGCAUUGUCUAGACUUGAAUAUUGAAUAAUAAAUAAAUACACACAAAUAUAAACACGGCUGCUUGGUGAUAAAUCUGUUUAGAAGAUCCUCAAGUCUAUUUCUGGCCAUAAAUAUAUAUAUUUACUACAUUCAUAGUUGAACCUUUGGGAAGACAAAAGGAAGAGAGUUUAAUAUUUUUCAUUUAAACUAAAAAAUAUGGUUUUAUUCCUUUGUUGCAAUUGAUUUAGCGGCAUUCUAUUAAUUAUUAUAUAUUCAACCCGGUUAACUCCGGGUAAUAUCUUCUGGAAUUAUGUACAACCUAUUGUAUUGAAAGAUUUGAGAGCGUUCCCUGAACUUAAUACAAUCUGUAUAAACUCUAUCUGCAGGCUAUUUAGAGAGCUUUCAUCAUAUGCCCAAAUGAACGGACAUAACAUAAAUAUACAGUUCACAUUUUAUACAAAUAUGCAGACAACAUGCUAGUCAUUGUUUAUCAAAGAUUGCCGCAGUGUUGCGCAUUGUCCAAGCUGUAUUUUGUAGAGGGUAUUCGAAUUUAUUGAAGCGAUAUGUAACGCUUGGCAGGAUUCAUCUCUGGACCCACAAAUAUCUGCUCUUCUUCGACUCGAUAGCCAUGAGCUGCCAUAAACCCAAUCGGUUGACUUAGUAUUGAAUCACUUGACAUGUGUCUGGAAGGGUAUUUAAUCAACGGUUUGUUGUUCUUCCUCUGGCGAUAAUUUUCUGCAAUCGUUUUGCGCUUUGUAUGUUUGGAACGUGAGUUUUUUUAGCCGCGUGCCAAGGAAUCUUAUCUGGCUAAUUCGCGGGGGAUGGCCAAUACAUUUUUAUUACGUGGUACUUGAGACACGUAUAUUUAACGAAAUGUUGUCCAUAUGUGAAACGACGAUCGCUCGGAUGUAACUGAACCGCUCUUCAUUGAUCCCGGCGUUGCGGGCAGCGAGCGCAACUGCUGCCCGGCUUCGCCCACUACGGUGCCAGCCAAGUCGGUCUUGGAGUCGCCCAUGCGGCGCGCGGGACGACGCCAGCGCACAACCUCGAUUGGUAACCAGACGACCACUGCCAAUCCGUCCGAGUGCAUAAUACGUUCAAAUAAUCGCACCAUUUACACGGCCGGAAGACCGCCGUGGUACAACUGCGCCGGCCAGCAGGUGGAACCCUUUGUCAUAGGCAUUUGCGGAGGCAGCGCAUCCGGCAAGACGACCGUCGCAGAGAAAAUCAUAGAAAGCCUAGACGUGCCUUGGGUCACCCUCCUGUCCAUGGACUGCUUCUACAAGAUCCUAAACGAGAAGCAACAUGAGCUGGCGCUCAUCAACGAAUACAACUUUGAUCAUCCGGAUGCAUUUGACAUUGACCUGCUCGUCGAUGUGCUGACCAAACUGAAGGAGGGCAGGAAAGUUGAAGUCCCAGUCUACAAUUUUGUGACCCACGGUCGCGAGAGCCAGACGAAAACCAUGUACGGUGCUAACGUCAUAAUAUUUGAGGGUAUACUUACCUUCCACAGUCCCGAGGUGCUCAAGAUGCUCGACAUGAAGAUAUUCGUUGACACAGAUCCAGACAUACGUCUGGCCAGGAGACUUAAGCGUGAUAUCUCGCAGCGUGGACGGGACUUAAAGGGCGUGCUGAAGCAAUACCUAAACAUGGUGAAGCCCUCCUAUGCAAAUUAUAUAGCGCCCACGAUGGCCCAUGCGGACAUCAUAGUGCCACGCGGCGGCGAGAACAAAGUGGCAAUAGCUCUGAUAGUGCAGCACGUGCAUACACAGCUGCAGCUGCGUGGCUUUAAGCUACGCGAGACUUUGGCCAAUUCGUAUAAGGACCAGCCGAUGCCAGAUUCGUUGCAUUUACUGCAUCCAACGCCACAGAUUAAGGGUCUGCACACAUUCAUACGGUGCAAGAACACUUCGCGGGAUGAAUUCAUCUUUUAUUCGAAGCGGCUUAUACGGCUGGUCAUUGAGUACGCGUUGAGCCUGUUCCCCUUCAAAGAGACGUGCGUGGAGACGCCACAAGGCGUUCUGUAUGAGGGAAAGCGCAUGGAGUCGCGCAAAAUAUGCGGUGUGUCCAUACUGCGAGCAGGGGAAACCAUGGAGCAGGCCGUGUGUGAUGUAUGUAAGGACAUACGCAUUGGCAAGAUUCUUAUACAGACAAAUUUGAAGACUGGCGAGCCCGAGCUUUACUAUCUGAGGCUGCCCAAAGACAUUAAAGACUAUAAAGUGAUACUUAUGGAUGCCACCGUUGCAACAGGCGCCGCAGCCAUGAUGGCCAUACGAGUGCUGCUCGAUCACGAUGUGCCCGAGCAGAACAUCAUUCUUGCCUCGUUGCUGAUGGCCGAGAUCGGUGUGCAUUCGAUCGCCUAUGCCUUUCCCAUGGUUAAAAUUGUUACUUCCGCUCUGGACCCGGAGAUAAAUAGCAAGUUCUAUGUUAUACCCGGCAUUGGCAACUUCGGCGAUCGCUACUUUGGCACUGAGCCCUCCGACGAGUACUAGGGCCAACUAACUGCGAACCAAGUUUCUUAAUUACUAUACCUAGGAUUAAAUGAAAUCGUUACUUAAAUUAUCAAUUCAAGAAC